CUUGUGUGGGAUUUGCCGUGACGCGUCGAGCUGAUGUUUGUGUUGCUCUCUCUGUUGGAUAAAGAGAAACCGUGGGGUCCACGCUAAAAGGAUAGCUGUCCGCAGAGGAUACUCCUUAAAGGGUGAAGAAGCACAAUGGAUGAAGAGGAGCAGUUUGUAAACAUCGAUCUGAAUGAUGACAAUAUCUGCAGUGUCUGCAAGCUAGAGACGGAAACAGGGACCAUGUCUUUCUGCCAUGUCUGCUUCGAGCUCAGCAUUGAAGGUGUCUCCUCUGCUACCUUGUUGCACACAAAGUCCCUGCGCGGCCACAGAGACUGCUUUGAGAAAUGCCACCUCAUCGCCAACCAGAAGCUGUCACGUUCCAAGGUCUCCCGAAGUGCCUACGAGGGCAUGAAGCUGGCCUUCAGCCAGAAACUGAACCGCAUCAUCCAGUAUGCCCAGAACAAAGACUCCGUCUCCUCCAACGGCCCCAGCAGGCGGGGGGCCAAGAUUCUUUGUUACAGCCAGCAGGGCGACCGCAAACUGCUGCCCCAGUCGGAUGCCCAGGUGCCCCGCUACACACCCUGCUGGGACAUGGGCAAAGCAACAGGGCUGCCCGAUUACACCAUGGGGAUGUUGGAGUGCCACACGGUGGAGAAGCUUGGGCUGUUGCAGGAGACACAAUCUGAUGUUUGGUCCACUGACGGCAGGAAUGGUCUACACAGCCGGAACCAGUUGUCAGGAGGAGGACAGUCACAGCACAGACACGACGGCCACAACAGAGAUGAAUUGACUAAAAUGAGUGUGGACGAACUCCAUCAGAUGAACAACCAGCUACUGAUGCAGAUUCAAAAGGUCUUCGAGGAGCUGACCGAUGCCGUGCAGGAAAAAGACUCGUUGGCGUCAGAGCUGCAUGUGCGUCACAUCGCCAUCGAGCAGCUCUUUAAGAACUGUGCCAAGCUGCCCUGGCUGAACAUUAGCAGAGCCGGGGUCAAGGCCAGCAGCAGCACCACCGGCCCUGUGGAGUGAGGUGCGAGGUGGAGGCUUCUCUGUCUCAGCUGCUGGGAGGAAGCUGACACUGAACACUUGAAAAGUGCCGGCUGCAGCAGCGAGGCUGAAACAGCGAGGCUGAAACAGGCCUUUAUGUAUAUUGAUUGACUUUUACGACACUAUGGUGACGUUGAGUUGUUAGAGCUGCUUUAGAGCAGCAUUAAGGGCUGUGUUGACAUGGCUUCCGUUCCCGUGGUUGCGGUGAUGAUGCAAGGAUUAAUGGUGGUUUGCAGUUUAAAACAAAUUGCUGGUCUGGCAUGUGACCUGAAUUCAACCCAUCUCAUGUAGCCAGGAUGCAUGUUAAUACCAGGUGGAACGGGGAUCAAGAGUUUCCUGUCCCUGAUACACGCUGAGGACAUGAUGAUCCUUAAAGAACAUCUUUUAAGAUUUACCUUAAUCCAGACUGAAAGCAGUGUGUCUACAUAAUUUUAAAGAAGUGGUUGGUUUAAUUUCUUUUUGUUUAGUUUGCUGUAAAACAUUUCAGUUUUCAUUGUUUGGAUAUUCAAUUAUUGGUUUUAACAUUGCCUAAUACUCGUGGUGAGUUACAGUAUUUUAUAACAUAACUUGGUGCAGAAUACUUAAUGCAGAUUAGCUGGAUGAUGUCUGUCAUAUUCAUACCACCAGACACUGCCAGCAGUAGUGUUUGAUUACUGUUCUAAUGUCAAGCAUGAACGAGGUUUUAGCUUUUCCUUUCAGCUGCACACUGGCAACAUAAUGGCUUGAAACACAAGUUUGCUUUCACGCUGCCCUAAUUUGACUUGAUAGUUUAUGAAUACUGUUGUGAGCAGAUAGAUUUAACAGUAAAAAAUAACAUAUUGAAGUAAGCUCAAGUCUAAUCUGGAAAAGGGCAUGGGCAAAGUGCAAGACAACGCCCAAAAGUACCCUAAAGCAUCUCUGCAGCAAAGACAAAUCACAAGUGUGAACAUUAACAUGGCUAUACUAGCUGUGCAGGUUUCUGUUUGUGAGGGUGAUGACUAUUUUGGGAGUGUCCAUGAACGAAUACUUUGUAACAGCUGGUUGGCAGGAAGCAGAAAUAUCAGUUAAUAUACCCGCAGCUUAAAGUGAUAGGUAUUUUAUUUUUAAUUUUUAGGUUUAUAAUAACGAUCAUUGCUGGUGAGAUUUACUCAAUAUUUAGCGCAGAGCUGUCUGUUGUAUAGCUGUCGAGCACAAGUCGUAUGCAUGGCUAUACACUGAACGAGGGCUAUCGGAAGAAGAAAUGUUUUACUAUUGAAAAAGAAAUCCAGCUGCCAAACCAAAGUCUGUAUUUGUUCUGUUUCACAUGUGAACUGCAAGCAUUUGAUUCCAUUAGCAGAGGAAGAUGCAAUACCAAACUGAUUGAAAAAUAUAUGUGGCUUAGUGAUUCUCUUUUAGUUUUGGUUCAGUGUGUUUAAUGAACCAUCGAUUUUUUUAUUCUUUAAAGAAGGGGUUCUCAAACUGUUUGGGCCCAGGGACCCCUUAAAGGGGAGAACAUUUUCCAAGGACCGCCUCAUAAUAAAAAAAACACCGAUUAAGCAUAAUGCUUCCUACCAUUUUUACUCUUAAGGCAUUUUCAUAUUAGGUACGAUUGAUUCGUACCGUGCCCGAGAACUCCCCCGCCGCUCAGCUUUCACAUCAAUAAAGUUAUUCCGUACCCGAGUACACUUGCGUCAUCAUCCGCGUGUAUUUGUUAAUGUUGAGAACAGCUGUUCUAGUUGCAGAGCGUCGUUAAACACUUCAUUCAAACUUGACAGAAACAAAAUAAAACUCACCAAAACCGUCGUCGUUGGUCUCUCCAAAAAUCACCAACUCUGGUUUGGUCAAAAUAAACUCGAUGUGAAAAUAUGACUGCUCUACACGUUGUCCCAUUAAAUUAGCUAAAUCAAAUAACAAAUAUUGCCCAACCCUAUCACCUACUAUGUUUAUAUUUUAAGAACCCUCUGGCCUGCCUUCCUGCUUUAUCAGUCAAGGCCGUGCAAUUCAGAGGAUGAGAUCGUCACAUGCUGUGUGGGGAUACAGAUAUCAGAGCAGACCAGCUGGGUUGAAAAAAGCCUGCCCUUUCAAAACUACCUGCUGACUGCUACCUCGGGUUACAUAGCGGUCCACUUCCGUAUUUUGGUAGGGUUGGUUUCGUUUUGAUUCAUGACAGAUUCACAUGAUGUGUCACAAUGAUAUCAGAGUUUCCGUUGGCCCAAAACGUGGGUGGCAGGAAUGAACACAAUAUGCUUGUUUUAUUGGCGCAAAUGGUCCCAAUCUGUAGAGAUGUACUUGUCAAUGAUACAGCACAAUUUUAUCAUUUAUAGCAGAUUAUUUCGCGGACGCCCCCUGACAGAGUGCCACAGACCCUCUAGGGGUCCCCGGACCCCACCUUGAGAACCACUGCUCUAAAGAGGUUGAUGUGGAAAUGAUUUGUUCUCAAGUACACAUGGCGUAUGUUUUACAAUUUGUUUUAUUUAUCUUUUUCAUUCAUCUUUUAUGUGCAGUGUUAACUUUCAUUGCCCUCUCUCCUGUAUUGAUGUGUGAGAACUAAGUUGAGCAAUACGCGGAGGUCCCUGAUUUUUAACGAGACAAAUAAGGACGUAGGGGAUGGUAUUAACAGUCGGUGUGUUAAGCCUGCAGUUUUGGUUAAUUUCUUAUUCAGGAACCCUAUGCAAGAAAGAGACAAAUAAAUCAGUAGCCUUAUUAAAUAGAAAAUAUCAAAAAAUAAUAUUAGUUAUCUGAGUUUUCCUCAGAAGAGGUCUUAGAGCUGCUCGAGUAUAAUAAGCUGGGAAAGACAAAGUUAUAUUCAGAUUGAUGUUUAGAAGAACUCAGCUUCGCCACCAUCUCUUUUGCUCUCUCUUUGUAAGAGAUUAAAUGUAUUUGACCCCUUUUAGGGUUUUAAAGGUUUUAGCUCCAUUUUAAACUUGUAUCUUGGUUUUCUUUGGAUAAAUGUGUUCAGUUGUGCUUGAGCGUUUGAGCGUAUUCAGAUUACUGGUCCUUAAUGCAAAGUCCUUCAAUCUUCAGUUGUAUGUUUUUUUAUUUGUGUGUUUAAUUCUGAAUGCUGUGUCUUUUUGUAUAGUGUGGAAACAUGCCUGGGCUUAUGCCUCUGCUCAGCAGAACAUUCAAAAUGGAUUUGGUUGUUUUCAUUUUCUUUUUACUGGAGAUGUAAGCACACCUGUUACACCUCCUUCCCUUAGACUUGACUCUUUGUUCAUUUGUUUUCUGAUGUUGAAACGAGGCUGCAUUUGUGUCGUGUGAUGAUUCUAUUUAUUGUGUGUUCAUGGACCUUACACAUGCUGUGUGAUUUGUGCUUAAGUGACGGUUUGUAUUUUUUUGUAAAAUAUUUCAAUAAAAUUAUUUUUACUACA
Molecule: messenger RNA, 4352 nt
Organism: Sebastes umbrosus (honeycomb rockfish)
Lineage: Eukaryota; Metazoa; Chordata; Actinopteri; Perciformes; Sebastidae
Gene: c17h21orf91
Product: chromosome 17 C21orf91 homolog
Exons: 5
Coding region: 136-1008 (290 amino acids)
Source: RefSeq, a predicted model, not a curated record